AUGGUCUAUCAGGUGCUGAGUAGUGCUGGAGAGGACUGUGGGGGAGUGGAGGAACUCCAACUCCUGAGUCCAAGACGAAGGGCCAAUCAGUUGAUGGAACGACUGAACGGCGACAACAUGAGGCCACCACAACAAUCAUUGUCUCCGAGACUAGAUCACCAGACCCAAAAUCAUAGUCGCAAAGUGGCAAUGAAACGACCUGACCCCGGCACGGAAGAGUUCAUGAGAUUCAUACGCGAAUAUCAGUAUGAAAGACAACCAACAAACAUUCGCUUACAGAAGAGAGCGCCCCUUCCAGGCAUUGGUGAAAGCACGCGGGUCGGUGUUACUUCUAACUUUGACAGAGCAAAUAUUAAUUCUCCGUAUGAUGAUGCUUUGAUUGACAAUGAAGUAGCUUUUCUGAACAAUAAACCUGACCCUCGACAGGACCCAGUGCUACAGGAAGUGCUUACAUUAGCAAGAGAGAGAACUAAGGAUCACAUUAUUCUCAGUUCGUGGAACGGUCAAAUGCCAAAUGGCAAUCUUGGUUCUGACAGUAACAGAAAUAAUGCGUUGCCACGGCAACCAAAUGACUUCGGCAACAAACCAAACAAAACAUCAAAAAAAUUAAAUGGAAAGAGAGCUAACAUGAAAAAACUUUCUAAGCAGUUACCGCCAAUAUCACGUGAAGAUAUUCCAGAGCGGCCUUCUGCCCCAUCACCGUCACUUACUCCGCCAUAUCCAAAUAGUUCUGAUGACAGUUUUGUUGCUGAAGAGCCUGUGGAUUACAUCGACUUGUGAAAAUGUG
Ylistrum balloti is the source of this 787-nucleotide messenger RNA. RefSeq lists its product as uncharacterized. Bases 1 to 780 code for a protein of 259 amino acids. The record is from RefSeq and is a predicted model, not a curated record. NCBI's taxonomy places the organism in Eukaryota, Metazoa, Mollusca, Bivalvia, Pectinida, Pectinidae. The transcript is spliced from 2 exons.